Messenger RNA from Lodderomyces orthopsilosis Co 90-125, 333 nucleotides. It is a transcript of the gene ATP14, whose product is annotated as F1F0 ATP synthase subunit h. The transcript is spliced from 2 exons. Bases 1 to 333 code for a protein of 110 amino acids. The record is from RefSeq and is a predicted model, not a curated record. Gene Ontology annotation, biological process: proton motive force-driven ATP synthesis. NCBI's taxonomy places the organism in Eukaryota, Fungi, Ascomycota, Pichiomycetes, Serinales, Debaryomycetaceae.
AUGUUCAGACCAAUUGCCCGUAUAUCAUCAAGAAGAUUGUUUUCAAUCACCCCAAGAAGAUCAAACUUGAUUGGUGACUUAUAUGUUCAAAACAUCAGACAAUUCAAACCACAAGCCCUUUCACAAGAAGAAAUUGAUUCUGCUGUAAAGAAAUUCCAAUUACCUGGUAAACCAACUAUUCCUCAAAUUCAUGAAUUAUCUACUGAACAAGUUAAAGAAUAUGAACAAAGCGAAGUUGAAGCUGAAGCUGCACAACCAACUGAAAAUGAAUCUGAAACUAAGCCAGAUGAAGACUGGUUUGUUUUUGAUGAAGUUGAAGCUGAGGGACAUUAG